Molecule: messenger RNA, 2051 nt
Organism: Silurus meridionalis
Lineage: Eukaryota; Metazoa; Chordata; Actinopteri; Siluriformes; Siluridae
Gene: cldn10e
Product: claudin 10e
Exons: 5
Coding region: 272-1021 (249 amino acids)
Biological process (GO): cell adhesion; bicellular tight junction assembly
Cellular component (GO): plasma membrane; bicellular tight junction
Molecular function (GO): structural molecule activity
Source: RefSeq, a predicted model, not a curated record
UCACUCCAGCUCUGAGAAAUAACACUAAGACUCAUUCACAUUAAUCGCAAGAAGGAUUUAUUCUUGCCUGAACCAGUUCUUUCCUUUUGGUUUGCAUGUAUGCCAGGAAAGUCCAAAAGGACUAAUUUCAAUAAAUGGCUCAAAACUAGACAGGGGCAUGUGCAGUAAAUAUAGUUUCAGGUAUUAAAAAGAGAUUGCUAGAUAGAAUUACGGGCAAACAAAAAAGAAGAGUUCUGAAAUUACUAUUUGACUGCAGAGUAGAGAAGUGAAUAUGGAGGUACGUGUGAUGCAGAUCUGGGGAUUUCUACUGACCGUAACAGGCUGGAUUUUUAUUGCUUGUUCUUUGGCCAUGGAGGGUUGGAAGGUGGCUGCUGUUGGUGGCCAAGGGGGCAGCUCUGUCGUCUACAUUACCUGGUAUUGGUCCAGUCUUUGGCGAACCUGCUCCACUACUGCUACUGCUGUCUCUAACUGCUAUGACUUUCCUGUGCUCUGGUCUGUGGAAAAUUAUGUCCAGAUUGUGAGAGCACUACUAAUGGGUGGAUUAACCAUUGGCAUGCUGGGGUUCAUUCUGAGCCUGGUAGGGAUGGAAUGCACCUACAUAGGGGGUAACGAUAAGGAGAAGAGAAGAAACAUCUUUAUUGGAAGCCUCUGUCAUACUUCCAGUGGUGUGUCAGCUACAGCAGCAUAUGCAGUCUAUGCUCGGCAUGUUACAUCAGAUUUCUUCAACCCUAGUUUUGAAUUAAAGUUUGAUCUGGGCACUCCACUGUAUGUUGGAUGGGCUGGAUGUAUAUUUCAAUUCACUGGAGGAAUCUUCUACAUGUCAUCAGUUUAUAAGCUCUGGUCUCAGAACAGGAGGACGAUCGACGAAAUAAUUGCUGAAGAAGCCGCAGCCCUGAAUUCCAUUCCCACAAAUAUCUCCAUGUCUUCUGAGAUUACCUCCGGAUCCAAAGAGUCCACUGUGUCUGAGCUCUCCUUGAAUUCCAGUGUCUCAAAUAAGUCUUACCAAUUUUCAAAAGCCUAAAGUUUUUCAUGGGAUUCAGAACUUUCAUUUAAAACUCAAAAUUGUGUGACCUCUAAAUCGUGCUAUUUAGAAACUCUUUAGAAACUGGAAAAUGAGUUUGUGUGUCAGAAACACACACAUGCCAAUGCAUGUGCAUACAGUACACAUACAUACACAUACAUACGCCCUAUAAAGCUUGUGACAAGGCCAGUAUCAAAGUUAAAUAAAAAAAAACAAAAUUCAGAUGGGUGCUAAGUAAUAAAAGGUAGUUUGCCAAACUGAUGCCACACAUGUGUACAGUAUUCUGUACACUUUAAACUGCUCAAUUGUAAUAUGAAAUAGUAUAAAUAAGGGAUAAUCUAUGGCUUUAAAAAAAAUAUAUGUAUUCUACAAGUCUACAUCUAGACAUUGAAGUGCAGUGGCUGCUGGUUCAUAAUUCUGACAGCUGUAAAUCUUUUGCAGCGAUAAAGAGAUUUACAUUCAUUAAUUUGUUAUUAAAGCAGUGUGCAUGUGUGUUUUCAUAUGUGUGGAUAAAUGACAUACUUCCUUUGUCAUGUCUCUACUAAUGCUGCUGUCAGUGUUUAUUCUUUGUACCAUUUCUUUGUUUUUUAUUUUAAUGUUAUCAUCUCCAGUCCAUCAAAAUAAUUAAAUGUUUUUAAUAACUGCCUGAUACUAUGCACCUAAGAGUUUAUGUUAGUAUGGUUAAGGUUGUUUAUCCGGCAGUGCAUUAUUUUAGAACAGUGAUUAAACGGAAUUGAACUACCUGUCUGUGUGUUUUUAACAUCAUCUAGCCAAUUAGAAUUAAGUAUGCAGAUUGAAAAUGCUAUACCAUAACUAAAAUAGAGAGAGAGAGAGAUAGAUUAACUGUGGGUAUUCAACAAACCUGCUAAACAGGGUUAAUUUGAAUGAGCAAAUACAUUUCAGACAGAGAGAGAAGUCCCAGUAAUAGUUGCUAGGUGUUUCCUCCCUAUUCUCUCUGUGUUUGCUUUCCCUAAAUGCAACAGAAAAAAGAGUCUAUUGUUGAGAUGGCUGAGGUCCUUCACAAUCUUCC